Molecule: messenger RNA, 1878 nt
Organism: Penicillium bovifimosum
Lineage: Eukaryota; Fungi; Ascomycota; Eurotiomycetes; Eurotiales; Aspergillaceae
Exons: 1
Coding region: 1-1878 (625 amino acids)
Biological process (GO): transcription initiation at RNA polymerase I promoter; nucleolar large rRNA transcription by RNA polymerase I
Cellular component (GO): RNA polymerase I upstream activating factor complex
Molecular function (GO): RNA polymerase I general transcription initiation factor activity; rDNA binding
Source: RefSeq, a predicted model, not a curated record
AUGAGCGACUCCGCCUCCGUCUAUGAGCCCGACACCGAGUCCGAAUCCGACUACGAUCUCGAGCCACCCCGAGAGCGCUCAGCGAUCCCCGCGCAAAAUGACGAACAACAUGGCCAUGCAGACUCCUCGUACGAUUGGGUGGGGAUGGAGCUCGGCGAUGCGCUCAUGUUGCGCCAGCCGCCGAUACGCGGACCGCUUACUUUCCUCCCCGGUUACGCGCACUUCCUCCAGGACAUGAAGGAGGGUGCUGAGUAUACUUUGCUCAAGGAGACCGGAGAUGCGUAUCAAGGUACUCAGCACGGCUCGGUGGUAUGGACCUCUACGGAGAAAGAGGUGUUUUUCAAUGUCCUCGACCGCAAAGGAAAAGGCAGCAUCAAAGAGCUUGCCGCUGCCAUUGGAACCAAGUCCGAACUCGAGGUUAUGGCCUACAUCCAAAUCUUGCACAAGGCAUUAGAAGCACAGUACAUCUCCGACAAGCACGUGGAGCGCAUGCCGGUUCUUGGCGACGUCCCUGCCGCCCUGGAGGUCAGUCGGGAAUGCUGUGAGCUACUCGAGGAAUAUGCCGAAGUAAUGGUCUACCAAGAAUCCCUAAUCGAAAACAAAACCGGGCAAAAGCACCAUGGCGAUAAUUGGCUUAUCACAAGACCUCGAGCGCAGGACCUGGUUGACGAUAAGGAUGAGACAGCACGAGGCGACCUCCGACUCGCCGCCGGACUAUUGAAUCUGCCCAACUGGAUCCGGCUCUCGCAAGUCCUCUUCAUGAACUUCAAUGGCUCAAAAGCAGACGACAAUUGGUGGAAACUUGUCAGUCGAACAGACAAUAUGACUCUAAACACCGCGUCCAUGACCGCCGAUAGCGUCGUGGACUUCUACUCUCUUGCCGUCAGCGUCACCCGCCGCUUGAUCCAGUCAUCACUCUUCUUCGCUAUGUCGCGACUGCGCAGCGCAAACCGCAGCGGCCGCGAUCGAAAAGGCCAUGUAAGACUACAAGACGUGCGUGCCGCCGUCGAAGUGCUGAACAUGAAGCACCGUCGUCCCAAUUUCGUCGAUAUAGCCCGUCGCAACGAGAUCAUCAUCGAAGACGUGCACAAUCGCAAAGGCUGGGUUCCGCCGGUCUUCAGCUACGAGGAAGCGGAGGAAAUCAUUGAUAAAAGCGAGUGGUUCCGGUACCGCAAGGACGGGUCUAUGUACAGAGACGGAAACGAUGAAAGUGACCCCGAUGACGACGAAAUGGACAUAGACGAUGACGAGGCUGAUUCGGAUGCUUUGGUGGAAGCCGAUUUGCCUUUGCCUUCGGCAUCAGGAGCCGAUUUGGAGCCAGAGACGGUCGAUGAGAUGGCUGCGGGGGAAUCCUCUGAUCUCUCGUCUCCGCUUGCGUCGGAUGAUGAGCUGGAAAUGGACCCGGAGGAAGAGCACGCGGAGCUUGCGGAUGAGAGCGCCAGUCGGCGUCAUGAGGUCGAUCUGCUUAGGCUGAUGGAACAGCCGCUGCCGGCUGUUCUUGAUGAGCGGCUGAAGGCCGAGGAGACAGAGGAGAAGAGCAGGCUUCAGCCGGAGCGUAGGAUUAGAGACGAUCUCCUCGAUUGGCGGGAUCGGACGCUGUAUCGCAGUGAAUGGGAGGAGUAUGGGGCUGAUUACGCUGAUCUGAAAGAAGUGAUGGAGAUGCCUCCGAAUAAGAGGCCUAAGUUCAAUGAACCUGCUCCUGCUCUUCCUGAGGCUUCGGAUGAGGAGGACGAUGCUGAAAGUGAACGGGUUGAGAGUGAAGAGGAAGAUAAGCGUGGUAUUCCCUCGGAAGAUCAAGUACCGGCUGGUGGGAAAUCGUGGUUACAAUACUACAUGACACAGUUUGGUCAACCAGGGGAUCAGCAGAAACCUGAGUAG